Messenger RNA from Arabidopsis thaliana (thale cress), 2455 nucleotides. RefSeq names its product O-acetyltransferase family protein (gene RWA1). The coding region runs from base 289 to 1911 and encodes 540 amino acids. The transcript is spliced from 17 exons. Gene Ontology annotation, cellular component: Golgi membrane. The record is from RefSeq and is marked reviewed. Gene Ontology annotation, biological process: xylan biosynthetic process. Lineage: Eukaryota; Viridiplantae; Streptophyta; Magnoliopsida; Brassicales; Brassicaceae.
CGGAAAAAAAAUUGAAACUUUACUAGUUGAGUGGAGACGGAAAUAUUGUCGAGUCAGUGUCUCUAACCAGAGACUCGGAAAAAAAUCAGUCGCCGGCGAUCGAAAACGACAACUCGCCGAACGUCUUUCUCUCUUCUUCAAGCAAACACUUUCACAUCUCUCUCUCUCUCUCAUAUUUAUGAUGAUCGUCUGCUACUAGAGAUCACUAUAACCAGAUCAUCUUCUUUAUUCGUCGGUUAACGUCUCAAUCUCUCUCUGUUCGGAAGUUUUGAAUAGAGAUCGUUAAAAAUGGUGGAUCCUGGACCAAUUACUCCGGGCCAGGUAUCUUUUCUUCUUGGAGUAAUCCCAAUAUUUGUUGGUUGGAUAUACUCGGAGUUACUUGAGUACAGAAAAUCUUGGGUUCCCUUGAAACCUCACUCGGAUAAUAAUCUAGUUGAAUUGGGAGACGUAGCAGAGAAGGACGACGACAAAGCUGAUCUGUUGGAGGGAGGUCUUGCCCGAUCACCAUCUGUAAAGUUUCAUAAUUCAUCUAUCAGAACAAACAUAAUCAGGUUUUUGAGUAUGGAAGAUUCAUUUUUGCUGGAACAUCGAGCAACCUUGAGAGCAAUGUCGGAAUUUGGGGCAAUCUUAAUAUAUUUCUAUAUCUGUGACCGCACAGAAUUGCUUGGAGAUUCUACCAAGAAUUACAACCGCGACCUUUUCCUUUUUCUCUACGUUCUUCUCAUCAUAGUAUCAGCCAUGACAUCUCUCAGAAAACACAAUGACAAGUCACCCAUAUCUGGGAAGUCCAUUCUUUACCUUAAUCGCCACCAAACUGAAGAAUGGAAAGGAUGGAUGCAGGUUUUGUUCUUAAUGUAUCACUACUUUGCUGCGGCCGAGAUAUACAACGCAAUCCGUAUCUUUAUUGCUGCUUAUGUUUGGAUGACUGGUUUUGGAAACUUCUCUUACUACUAUGUCAGAAAGGAUUUCUCUGUUGCACGUUUUGCGCAGAUGAUGUGGAGGCUGAACUUCUUUGUAGCGUUUUGCUGUAUUGUUCUCAACAACGACUAUAUGUUAUACUACAUCUGCCCAAUGCACACUCUUUUCACCCUAAUGGUAUAUGGAGCUCUGGGUAUCUUCAGCAAGUACAAUGAGAUAGGAUCGGUGAUGGCUCUGAAGAUAUUUUCAUGCUUCCUCGUUGUCUUUUUGUUGUGGGAAAUUCCUGGAGCUUUUGAAAUAUUUUGGGGUCCCUUAACAUUUUUGCUAGGUUACAAUGACCCUGCCAAGCCCGAUCUUCAUCGGCUGCAUGAAUGGCACUUUAGAUCAGGCCUUGAUCGCUACAUAUGGAUCAUCGGAAUGAUUUAUGCCUAUUAUCACCCAACUGUAGAGAGAUGGAUGGAGAAGUUAGAGGACUGUGAAACGAAGAAAAGACUAUCCAUAAAGGCCGCUAUUGUUACUAUUACUGUGCUUGUUGGCUAUGUGUGGUAUGAAUGUAUCUACAAGCUGGACAGGACCAGUUACAACAUGUAUCAUCCGUACACAUCAUGGAUCCCCAUCACUGUUUACAUAUGCCUUCGGAAUUUCACCCACCAGCUUCGAAGUGUCUCAUUGACUCUCUUUGCGUGGCUUGGCAAGAUCACUUUAGAGACUUACAUUUCCCAGUUUCAUAUAUGGCUAAGAUCAAACAUGCCUGACGGGCAACCAAAAUGGCUUCUCUCUAUUAUUCCGGGAUACCCUAUGCUCAAUUUCAUGCUGACAACUGCUAUAUACGUCCUUGUAUCUCACCGUCUCUUUGAACUAACCAACACACUCAAGACGGUUUUCGUACCCACAAAAGACAACAAGCGACUCUUCUCUAACUUCAUAGCUGGGAUUGCCAUCGCUCUUCCACUCUAUUGCUUCUCAUUCGUUCUUCUUCAGAUUCAUCGUUAGAAACCGCAAAAACAAGUGUUUGUUCUUUGUGUUUCUUCAUUGUGGUCGCAUCAAAGCAAAGGAAAAUAAGUAAAAAGACAAGUUAGUUUUGUUGAUCAUUUUCUUGUGCACAUUCAGCUUCAAAGGACGUUCACCAAAGGCAGAACCAAGAACCGCAUAGACCAACAUCGCUCAACUACUUUUCUCUAUUGCCAUACAAAAGCGAAGUAAUUGUCUCCGAUUUAAAGUUUUCAAUUUUUUGUGCUAUAUUCUUUAGAUUUUGUUUUGUAAGGAUUAAGCAAACAAUAUGUAGUUCGUCCAAAAAUGUAUAGUGAUGUUAAAGAAUUAUAUGAAAUUGCAAAGUUUUAAAGAAGAAUUCAUUCUCAACAGUCACUGACAUGGUUUUCUAUCAGUCUAGUCUUGCAAUUUCUGCGGUUCGCUAGCCGAGAAUGGAAAACAUUACCCGGGGAGAUGAAAAUGUAAUGACUCUAGUUUUCACAGCUAUUACUUGGCAAGUCUACACAAUUGUCUUGUGUGGCAUUGAUCUUUGAGUCAUCUUCUGUGU